This is a messenger RNA of Glossina fuscipes, 772 nucleotides long. RefSeq names its product putative riboflavin kinase (gene Rfk). Gene Ontology annotation, cellular component: mitochondrion. Gene Ontology annotation, molecular function: riboflavin kinase activity. The transcript has 4 exons. Gene Ontology annotation, biological process: riboflavin biosynthetic process; FMN biosynthetic process. NCBI's taxonomy places the organism in Eukaryota, Metazoa, Arthropoda, Insecta, Diptera, Glossinidae. The record is from RefSeq and is a predicted model, not a curated record. Bases 260 to 757 code for a protein of 165 amino acids.
CAUUAGACAAUUAGACAAUUUGUAGUUGCAGCGCAAAGCGCAUAGAGGGGUGCGGAUUUUAUUUAUUGCACCAUUAAAUUGAUACGAAAAGCUCUUCUAUUAACGUAAACACAUUCAAUAACACAGCUGAUAAAUUUGUGACAACAGUACCAGUCAAGCAAUAUAUCGUCGUUAAAAUUGAUUUUAAAGUUCUAUUUGUAGUUACUCAAUACGGGCUGUGCAGUGCUUAUUUACAAUAUUGAAACGUCAAUUUUGUGAUAUGCUUAACUAUUUACCGUACUAUGCAAGUGGCUGCAUAGUGGAAGGUUUUCGCCGUGGCUCCUCUGAACUCGGAGUGCCGACAGCGAACUAUCCCUUGGAAGUGGUUAAGUCUUUACCGUGUUGUUUUAAGACGGGGAUUUAUUACGGCUGGGCAAAUGUUGAUAAUGGGCCAGUUUACAAAAUGGUUAUGAGUAUUGGUUGGAAUCCGUUUUACAAUAACAAAGAAAAAAGCAUGGAAACUCACAUAUUGCAUGAUUUUGACUGCGACUUGUACGGUUCAUUACUUAAAACUUGUAUUGCUGGAUUUUUAAGACCUGAAAAGAAUUUUGAUUCUUUGGAAGACUUAAUACACGCUAUCCAAGAGGAUAAAUGUUUAGCCAAAGAUUUGCUAGAUGCCGAUGAGUCGAAACGCGCUCUACAAGACAGUCAGUUUUUCUAUGGUACUUGUAAGGAAAACAAAAAUGAUAAGGAUUCCCAACCUAACGGAGGCACUUAAACUUGCUAUGACAAA